Lodderomyces theae is the source of this 1680-nucleotide messenger RNA. RefSeq names its product MFS transporter. The record is from RefSeq and is a predicted model, not a curated record. Gene Ontology annotation, cellular component: membrane. The transcript has a single exon. Lineage: Eukaryota; Fungi; Ascomycota; Pichiomycetes; Serinales; Debaryomycetaceae. Bases 1 to 1680 code for a protein of 559 amino acids. Gene Ontology annotation, biological process: transmembrane transport. Gene Ontology annotation, molecular function: transmembrane transporter activity.
AUGGAAACUACAACAGCGGCUAGUGAGCUGAAUCCACUUUUAGACUCAGAAGCGGUUGAAGAGUACGCGGCAGCUAUUGAUGACAGUGAAUCUGACGAGGAACUCGCUUGGAUUCAAGAGCAUUUGGAUAAUCAUAAGGAGACAUGCUGGCUCACCAGGCCAUCGAUGUUUCAGUUAUGUUUUGUCUUAAUUGCCAUUACGUUGGCAAUGUCCAUGGCUGAGGGUACCCGGAGAAUUGUUCUUUUCAAGUUGGCUUGCAAUUCUUCAUUAGAUUCAAAGGGGGUAUGCUCACCCGUGGAUACACAACUAAUAUUGUCAACAUACGAUCAAUAUGCUUCACUUGGAACCACCCUUUUGUCGUUUGUCGCGAUAUCUCAAUUCAGCUUGUCCGAUGUCUACGGGAGGAAGCCGUUUCUAGUGACGGGAAUUGUGUCAUUUACUGUUUCAAAUUGUCUCUUGUUUUACUUGUACCACUACGAAACAUUCAAAUUUAGCUGGUUGGUUGCUGCAUCUGUUGUGUCAGCUGCUGGUGGUGGCUAUGCGUUGAUCGCCACAAUAGUCAACACCUGUGUGAUAGACUUGAACGCAAAACCAUCGCAACGGGUUAACGCUUUAGCUCGGGUGGCUGCUUUUACCAAUGGGGGACAAUUCUUGGGGCCAAUCUUGGGGACUCGGUUGAGUGCUUGGGCAAAGACUGCAUAUGACACUCAUCCUGGUCAACAAAUUCAUAUAACGGGUAUCACUCAGAGCUCAAAAGUUUUGAAGAGUGAAUUUCUUCUUUUGAAGCUCGAGUUAGUUAUUGAAAUUGCUAUUUGCUUGUUUGUGGUGUUUAUUUUCAGCGAAACUCGUACCCCAAAAGCGUUGGCAAGAUCACGGGCCAAUUCAAUAGCAACUCGAAGUUCGUUGGAAGUUAGCGAGAGAAGUAUUAUUCAGCGAAUUGGCGCCGCUUUUGCUCCAUUGAGAGCGUUGCUUCAUGGAGCCGGCCGAGUUAGGUUUAUGGUUAUCUCUUUAACAUCGGUGAUUGUCCUUGAUCAAGUUUUGAUGAUUGGGUUCAGUCAAGUUAUAUUGAACUGGGUGGUUUUCAAGAUGGACUUUGAGGCUGAUGAUAUUUCAUACGUCAUUUCAAUCUUUUCAAUAUCUAGAGUCAUCAGUCUCCUUUUGUUGCUUCCAUUUUUUCAAAAGGUUCUUCAACGAUGGUUUAAAUACAAUGUCUUGAAAUCGCAAUUAGACAUGAUUGACUUGGUCUUGAUUGUUAUCGCGUUGGUUGUGGACAUUGGAGUGUUUGGGCUUUUGUAUCUUGCAAGGUCUAAAGCCGACGUGUACGCUGCAUUGUCAUUGUGGUCGUCUGCUUCUUGGACAGUUCCUGUUUUGAUUGCAACCGUGUUGAAAUACUUCCCCACAAGCAAGGUUGGAGAAUUUUACUCUGCUCAAGCUUUGCUCCUGAAUAUCCUCAUGGUGGUUGGCCCACUUAUGUUAAUGGACGUAUACAAGUGGUCAUUAAGGAACAACUGGGACAACUUUAUCUUUUUAGUUUGUGGAAUUCUUAUGGCCAUGUUCAUUGCAGUCAUGUUAACUGGCAAGGCAGUGUCGAGAUUAACGAGCAGCACCAAAGAGGAGGAGGAGAGAGCGGUUAGAAGAACUACGUCAGUGAAUUUUGUGGGUGCUGCAGAGGAUAUUUAG